AUGCUACUUGGAAGAUCCCUUUUACAAGUCAAACCUAUUCAGCCGAUUUUCACAGUUAUGACUUGGAACACGCUUUCAGAUCAGCUCUCAGGUUUCUUUCCAUUAGUGGCUGACGAGUAUUUAGCAUGAAAUCACAGAUCACAGCGGAUUCUGCACGAGCUGGAUUCAAUUGGAGCUGAUCUGUAUUGUCUGAGUGAAAUUGACCACUAUGAUGACUUCAUAGUUCCAUGGAUGAACGAAAAAGGUUUUGCAGGAAUUUAUCAAAAGAAGCGCGGGUGGCAUCGUGAUGGGAUUUGCUUGCUUUAUAACAAAAAAUUUUCAGUUUCCUCCCAAGAGGCCUGAUAUUUUCCUAAUUCCAAUCAAUUUGCCUUGGUAGUGAAACUAAAUUAUUUUUUUUUAAAAAAUAAUCAAUAAAUUUUAAAAAAAAAUUAAAAUUAAAAUGCAGAAAAACUAAAUUUCGCUAGUAUAGAGUUUAUUGUAGUCGCCACACAUCUAAAAUCAAUGCACGAAUGCGAAGAAGAACGAGCAAUACAAAUGGAAUAUUUAUUACAAAAACUCGAUCUAUGUGCAGGAAAUCUUCCUUUAAUUAUGUGUGGCGAUUUUAACACAGAGCCUGGAAGCAAAACAUACAAUAUAUUAAGUGAGCAUAGGCUGAGCUUUAAAAGUGUAUACAAUAAAGAAGGAAUUGAGCCAAUUUUCACAACUUUUAAAUUCAGAGAUGAAUUUGAAAGAAAAACAGUUGAUUAUAUAUGGAUUAAAGGGUUUGACGUGGCAUGCGUUUUAAGCAUGCCAAGUGAAGAAACUAUUGGCGAGAAAGGAUUGCCUUCACAAAUUUACCCUAGUGAUCACCUAUCUUUAGCUUGCCAACUGAAUCUUCAAAUAAAUCCAUCGCUUUAG
Blepharisma stoltei is the source of this 897-nucleotide messenger RNA. The record is from the annotation of a GenBank genome assembly. Lineage: Eukaryota; Ciliophora; Heterotrichea; Heterotrichida; Blepharismidae.